Molecule: messenger RNA, 1637 nt
Organism: Tribolium madens (black flour beetle)
Lineage: Eukaryota; Metazoa; Arthropoda; Insecta; Coleoptera; Tenebrionidae
Gene: CSN3
Product: COP9 signalosome complex subunit 3
Exons: 7
Coding region: 97-1389 (430 amino acids)
Biological process (GO): ubiquitin-dependent protein catabolic process
Cellular component (GO): COP9 signalosome
Source: RefSeq, a predicted model, not a curated record
GAAAACUGUCAUCGCACCGGUUGUCAAUUUCAGAUUCGAGUAUAAAAAUAGUAAUAAUUUAUUCUGUAAAACGUAAUUUUCCAUCAUCUGAAUGAAAUGGCAUCCGUUUUAGAACAGUUUGUAACGACUGUUAGGACACUUUCUUCUCAUGGAAACUAUAAAGUUCUUUGUGAAUAUUUAAGUAAAUCUUCGGAUAUCCUCCUUAAAAACACUCAACACUUGGACAACGUGCUUGAAACGCUUGAUUUGCAACAACAUUCACUCGGCUACUUAGUAGUAUUAUGCGCUAAAUUUAAUUCAACAGUCCCCGCAAAUACUCCAGACAAUCGGUUUGCACAAGUCCAAGAGUUUAUCCAUGGCUGUAACGGAGAGCAGAUCAGAUUAGCUCCCGAUACUUUUGCUGAUUUAUGUCACUCUCUAACAAAUUAUCUAGUUGAGCAGAAACAACCGAUGAAAGGGAUUCUCCUGUUAAGAAAGGCUAUUUCGAAGUUGAGGUUCUUUGAUUCUCAACUAACAUCAAUUCAUGCUGAUCUGUGCCAGUUGUGCUUAUUGGCAAAAUGCUUUAAGCCUGCUUUAGAAAUUUUAGAUACUGAUAUUACUGGAAUUUGCCAAGAGAUUGUUCAUAAUCCUAAUGGGGCCCAAUUUGAAGCAAAAUAUUUUUUAUUGUAUUAUUACUAUGGCGGAAUGAUUUAUUUAGCUGUGAGAAAUUUGGAUCGUGCUUUGUAUUUCUUUGAGGUAGCUAUAACAACCCCAGCGCACGCCGUUUCUCAUAUUAUGCUCGAGGCAUACAAGAAAUACAUUAUAGUUUCACUUUUAUUACACGGAAAAAUACAACCAGUGCCUAAAUAUGCUUCACAAGUGGUUACUCGGUUUAUCAAACCAUUAUCUCAGCCUUACAAUGAUUUAGCAAAUUCUUUCACUUCAAACAACACAGCGGAUUUGAAUGCUGUAAUUAAUAAACACAGAGAGGCAUUCACCAGGGAUCACAAUUUAGGUCUUGUAAAACAGGUAUCCUCAGUGCUUUACAAGAAAAACAUUCAAAGGCUGACGAAAACCUUCUUAACGUUAAGUUUAUCAGAUGUGGCAAGCCGAGUUGGAUUGCCUGGUCCUUCAGAUGCUGAGCGUUACAUUUUGCACAUGAUUGAGGAUCAGCAAAUUUACGCUACGAUAAACCAAAAAGACGGAAUGGUUGUGUUUAGAGACGAGCCUGAGAAAUACGGAGGUGCAGACGUGCUGAAAAGUCUAGAAGCUCAAUUAGCUAUUUGUAUGGAACUUGACAAGCAAAUACUUGCUAUGGACGAAGAUAUCCAAGUGAAUCCCGUUUACGUGAAAAAGUCAAGCGGUGUGCAAGACGAAGAACAGCCUAGCAAAAGUACAUACGCGAUGUAAAAUUUUCAGUUGCUCAGUGUUAUCAAUUUUCAUUUUGUACACUUGAAUUAUUCAAGCUUUUUCAUGAAGAAACGGAAAGAUCAGCUCAUUAACUUGUAAUCGAAAUUAUAACAUUAUAAACACUGUGUGUUUUUGUAGUUUAAUACCAUUUCUCAGAAACGUGUACAUUAUUUAUUUGUGUUUAAGUAACAAUUCGAGAUUUACAUUGUACUGAGGUUAUUUACAAUAAAAUACUGAUAUACUUGCUA